Molecule: messenger RNA, 1637 nt
Organism: Mytilus californianus (California mussel)
Lineage: Eukaryota; Metazoa; Mollusca; Bivalvia; Mytilida; Mytilidae
Exons: 1
Coding region: 253-1173 (306 amino acids)
Source: RefSeq, a predicted model, not a curated record
AUGUUUUAGUGCCUUUAUUUCAGUGUUUGUAAGGUACGGACAUCAACUAUUUAAAUUUUGAAUCAUAUUUAACAUAAAACUAAGAUGUGACAUUGAACAGGUAUAAUGUUUCAAUAGUACCAUUCGAGUGCACCUUUAAAAAGUAAACAAACACGAUGAUGAUAUAGUUAUUCGAGUGUCCGUCAUUAAAAACAAAACUUGCGAUAUAAUAUAUUUGUGUCCAAUACUUUUGAAGAAACCAAACAUAUUUUAAUGCAGGUUGAUGAAUGCAAUACACCUGAUUCCUUAAAUUCAAAAAAGCGAAGACGUAGAAACUCAUCCAGACCAUUCCCCCAAAAUACACAGAUUGCCAAAAAAACAAAUCUUACCAGAAGUACUAAACUUGAUAGCUCUACUGAUAGCAUGGCAGCGACCAACCAACAACUAAUUGUUAGCAUUAGUGACAGUGAUAUCGCAAAAAUAGCUAUAGCAGUUAAGCAAAUUUUGACUGAUGAGUUCAAAGCCCUUAUUGAAGAAAAACAGAGGCCUAUUCUCUUUGAACUAGCCGAAAUAAAACAAAAGCAAACUGGAUUAGAAUUCUCCUAUGGAGAAGAUGUCAAAAACUUUAAAAACCAGAUAGACUAUCUAAAAAUUAGAUGUGAUGAGCUAGAACAGCAUAGCCGGAAGCAAUAUGUAAGGCUUAGCGGAGUGCCGUAUACUAUAGGCGAAAAUACCGAUACAAAAAUUAUAGAAAUCGCCAAUGAAUUAGGUGUUAUUAUGCAGCCAAAUGACAUAAUGAUUAGUCAUCGUACAGGGAAAGCUAAACCUAGACAGAUUAUUGCUCGAAUACCAAACCAUAAUCUAAAAAAGAAACUGCUGAAGGCAUCCAAACAACUAAAAAACAGACCUGAUCUACAAGGUAAUUCAAUUAAUCAAGACCUCACCGUAGCCAGAAGUGGUCUAGCUUACGAAGCAUUGCAGUUAGUGAGAAGGAAGAAAAUCAAGUCAACUUUUGUGGUAGGUGGAAAAAUAUAUGUAUAUGACUUAUCAGAAACUAGACAUGUUAUCCGGAAUGAAAUUGAAUUCUCCAAGAUGUUGAGUGUAUGCCAUAUCGACACAGACAUCUCUGAUGAUGAAUCUACACCUGAAAAACAACCUGUAACUGAUGAAGUAGUGAUGGAAAGUGGGAGCUAAAUCUAUCUCGACGGUUUUGUUUCAAGCAAACCGCUGACUACAAAAAAAUAAGAUAUUACUUGUCACAAAUCUCAGUCUGAAAUAGUAAUUUAAAAUUGUUCUGAGUAAAAGAAUAUUAUUUUUUAAUUUUGAAAUACCUGUAACUGUAAUAUAGGGUCUGUUUGAAUGUCUUUACUUGAUUUAUUGUCAAGAACUCGUUCUCUUUCUACAUUUUAUUAUCUCAAUUUCAACAUGUUAAUAAAAGUUGUCUCCUUAGACAACAGAUACUAUAAGACAGCAUUCUGAAAGUAUUAUGUACUGCUAAAACGUUUGAAAAGAUAUUUGUAUAAAGUUAAUACAAAUAUCAUGCUACUUUCGUAUGAAAAAAAAAACAGAUUAAGCCAACAGAUUUUUUCUGUAUUCCUUGACAUUGUUAUUUUAAUUUGAAGCAUAUCAAUAACAUAAAGUAUAUUUUCUUUUUCUUU